AUGGAAAAGUCAAGAGAUCUAUUCAAGAAAAUUGGAGAUCGAAAAGUUACCUUUCAUGCAAAAUUGGGUGUGAUAAAAGACAAAAAUGGCAGGGACUUAACAGAAGAAGUUCAGAUAAAGAAGAGAUGGCAUGAAUACACUGAAGAUCUAUACAGGAAGGAUUUUAACAGCAUUGAUGACCUCAAUAGUUGGUCCAAUGAGCUGGAACCAGAAAUCUUUGAGAGCGAAGUGAGAUUGGCCCUAGGAUGCCUUGCAGAUAACAAAGCUGCAGGAGUUGAUGAAAUCCCAAUUGAACUAAUCAAAAUUCUGCAACUGAUGCGUUGA
Pelobates cultripes (western spadefoot toad) is the source of this 324-nucleotide messenger RNA. Lineage: Eukaryota; Metazoa; Chordata; Amphibia; Anura; Pelobatidae. The record is from the annotation of a GenBank genome assembly.